Messenger RNA from Didymosphaeria variabile, 2265 nucleotides. It is a transcript of the gene NDC80, whose product is annotated as kinetochore-associated Ndc80 complex subunit ndc80. The record is from RefSeq and is a predicted model, not a curated record. Gene Ontology annotation, biological process: attachment of mitotic spindle microtubules to kinetochore. The transcript is spliced from 3 exons. NCBI's taxonomy places the organism in Eukaryota, Fungi, Ascomycota, Dothideomycetes, Pleosporales, Didymosphaeriaceae. Gene Ontology annotation, cellular component: Ndc80 complex. Bases 1 to 2265 code for a protein of 754 amino acids.
AUGGCCCAGGAACCGGGCCUUUUCUCCGUCCGCCGCCAGACUCUGGCGCCCGUGAACAACAACAUGACGUCGAUUCCCAUGCCGUCGUCCGCCAUGAAGCGAUCGAGUUCCGUCCACGGAAUGCAGCAGGCCGCCGUGCCUUUCACAGCGAACCACGCUCGAUCGCAGUCCGGCUCCAGAAUGUCGCUCGCCCCGGGCCGCCCAAGCCAGCCUAUUUUCCAGCGCUCCUCGUCCGGUACAAAUCUCGCUGAGCAGGGCCUCCAGUCAGCUCAUCGUAAUUCUACAAGCAACAUGUUCAGCGCGAGCAGCACGGGAGCCAGAAAGAGCUUCGCGCCUCGCGCUUCCCUAUUUCAGGCGACACCAGCACCUGCCCCAAACUUCCAACAAGAGUCGCAACGAAGAAGUAGUGUUUUUAAGUCGCGAAACUCCCAGAUUCCCGGGCAGAGCGGCGUUAAGCAGUCGUUCUUCCAGACCGCACCACAACCAGCUGGCGUCCCAAAUGAUCCGCGACGAUUAAAGGAUGCUAGCACUCGGCAACAGCUGGCCAACGAGUUGCUGGACUAUCUUACACAGAACAACUUCGAGAUGGAGUCCAAGCAUGUGCUGUCUCCAAAGUGCAUGUCUUCGCCGACACAGAAAGACUUCGUCAGCAUGUUCCAAUGGCUCUACCAUCGCAUUGACCCCUCAUACCGCUUUCAAAAAUCCAUCGACCAAGAGGUUCCCGUGCUUCUCAAGCAGUUGCGCUACCCAUACGAAAAAUCGAUCAUGAAGUCACAACUCGCAGCUGUUGGCGGUAACAACUGGCCGACAUUUCUGGGGCUGCUCCACUGGAUAAUGCAGCUAUCUAAGAUGAUCAACGCGUACGAGCAAGGCUCCUACGACGACGCAUGUUUCGCAGCUGGCCAUGAUGUCUCAGGAGACCGAAUUAUAUUCGAUUUCUUAUCAGACGCCUAUGCCACAUGGCUUUCUGCGGAUGAUGUCGAUGAAGGCGAAGAUGAAGAGGAGGCACAGCGCAAGAUCAUCGAACCGCACAUUCAGUCCAUGGCUCGCAAGUUCGACGAGGCCAAUGCCCAGCAUAUAGAGGAGGUCAAGCUGUUGGAAGCAGAGCACAAGACGCUACAGGAUCAAAUAGACAAGCUGUCCGAGGCUGGACCUCGUAUCCAAGAGUUGACAGGCCAGAUCAAGACUCUUGAGGACGAUCGCACGAAGUUCGAAGCUUACAACAACUCUCUCGGCCAACGCGUUCAGAAGUACACUGACCGGAGCACCCUCCUCCAACAAGAGAUGGACAAGAUCGAAGCCGAACUUGCGGCGUCAGAGCAAGAGCGACAGGAAUUGCAAGCCGUCAUUGACGGCCGCGGGAUGAACAUCACAGACAUCGAUCGCAUGUCUUCCGAAAAAGAACGUCUCGAUGUUUCUCUUCAGACUGCCUCCGCCCGCGUCGAAGAAUCCAAGAAGCGCGUUGUAGAGAAGGAACUCGCUGCUUCUCGUAAACUAGACGAGCUUGAACACACAAUUGAGCGCUUUAACAACAUAGGCUACCAGAUUGGUGUCAUACCAUCCACAGCUGCGAACGCCAAAGGCCUUGAAUAUGAGCUCGUCCUCACCAUCAACGACGGGCCAAACUUUUCGGGUAGUCAAAUGGGUUCCUCAGCGCGAGAAGCUUCGGAUCGUCUGCUCGCAGACAGUGGCACGGGGUACUCACCACACCACCUACUCAACCUAGACCUACGUGGCACCGUUAAGUCCAACAUCCUUGGCCUUCGUAAGGAGAUUGCUGAACGCCGAAAUGCUGCGCUCGAAGCCGAUAUGAGCAACCACGACAUGCUAGACAAGGUCAAAGAAGCCAUCGAUGAUAAGCAGGCCGAGGUCGAGGCGCUGGGACACCGCGUUGCGCAGGCAGAAGAGGAGCUCGAGAAGCUACGCGAGAUCACGAAUACGCAGAAGAUAGCGUCUGACGCGCAAAUUGAGAAGAUGGAGAAGGAGCUUGGAAGGAUGCGGAGCGGGCUCGGCGAGAGCGUGCAGUUGAUGGUACAGAAGGAAAUGGCUGUCAAUAUUGAGUACGAGCAACUCCAACUUCGCGCCAAUACAUUACGCGAGGAGCUCCACACGGAAAUCGAACGCAUGCUCGACGACAUUGUGCGCUUCAAGCUGCACAUCCAGAAGUCUUUGGAGGAGUACGAGGAGUUCGUCAGUGACGAGGUAGAGAGGAGCUGUGAAGAAGAGGAUCAGCUACGCGACGUCGACGAUGCUGACGUGGCGUAG